AUGCAUCAUCAUUUGCAUGCCAGGCACCAUGCAAUCCACCACCCGGAAAAGAGAAUCGCCCGGCCAGAACCGGUGCCCCAGGACCGUAUCCCUCAUCUCACUGUUGUUCGAGAGACCCCAAGUUUUGUCAGAAGAGCAGCUCCCAGCUCAACCUGCGGAUCCGAUAACAACUCUCCGGCCUGUGAGAAACCCACCAGCUCGAACCUGACUACCACUUUACCCGUCGUUCUCGGAGCAGUGAUCCCGAUCCUCUGUGCCGUGAUCGUCUUGGUCAUUCUACAUAGACGACAUGUGAGAAAGCUUCAACAUGAGGAUGCAAACGACAAGCACAAGUCGUUAGAUUUUGGCAUGGAUUAUGUAGAACCAGGUAAAGGGAAGGGCGGAAAGGGACCGGAGAUGUCGACGACCGGCGAGAAGAGCUCACACAAACGCGGGGGAAUGUCAUUGGAUAUUGGCAACAGCCCUUAUCUGCUUCCGCCUGGCCUCCACAAUUCCAGGGAAUCGUUGCGUUCACUUUCGCGAUCGAUUAGUAUUGAUGAUGACAAGUAUCGCCCUGCCACGAGCUUGGGCGCUGGCGACAAUGCCUCUCUACGAUCCUAUCCAAAAUGGGGUCAGGAUGACGCCUCCAGUAUUGCGGGAUCGGCCAGACGUGCGCCGGUCGAUGACAUGCAACAAGGUCUUCUCCGGAAUGCUCAGCGAAUUUCGACGUCUACCCCGCCUCCUGAGGUUAAGCCUAUGGACAACAAUAUUCACGGACCUAUGAAGGCCGAGCCGGAUCACAUCCAUACGGAAAACGGGCCGUCACGAAGCGUGGGCCGUGAAAAUCCGUCUCCUGAAGCAGCUCAGCUGGCUCCGAGCCAUGCUAGCGUCCACGGAGGGGAUCUCCCCAAGGGCAACAAUGACCUGGGGCCUGUCAGUCACAGCCAAGAACCGUCCUCGGAUGCUCGCAAGGAAGACGCAGAUCAUCCGGCCAGCCCCGUCAAGGACGAAGGGCUUCCCGGACAAGCAUUGACUACAAGAGAUUCCGCUCUAGAUGACUUCAAUUUUUCAUCCCAUGAGCAUGAUUCGUCCCCCAGUCAUCAGCCUAUUCCAACGAUUCAGGAAACCCCGGCUGCUUCUGGUUCUGCGGCUCCUCCCCGAAUCUCACUUCCCAUGAGUGAUGGCGCCAGUGACUACGGAGAUGAUUCGAAGGCCGAGCCUGCAGCUCCGGCGGUCAAUGUCUCUGCGGAAGAACCGCCCAAGCAGACAAACCGAGUCUCCCAGUCCGCCAAUCGUCUCACGCAGAAUUUCUCCAGCUUCGAUGACGGUUUCGACCCGCACCGGUUGACCGUCGGUAUUCGGCCUCUGCCUCCCGAAGAUCCUUCGGACAAUCCCGAACAGCGCGCCAACAGGAUUCGGUCCUUUUACAAGGAAUAUUUUGACGACGCCAACAAGGGCGGUCAAGAAGAGUACUCGGAAGACUUUGGCCCCGAGUUCUAUGAGGGCGUUGUAUAUGAUCCCGCUACGGGAGACUACCUCACGGGACCACCCAAGCCGUUUGCUCAACCGGAUGGUCGCCGCGCCAUGACUCCUCCCCCGCGCUUUCAAGGACCCCCGAGGCAUAGGGCGUCGAAUUCCGUCGCUGGUAAUUUCCGGCCUCCUCCCGGUCCUCGCGCUUUCUCGUCGGCUUCCGGUCGACUUGCAGCAGGACCGCGAGCACCUCGGAAGCCCGCCCCUCCUCCUGAGCCGCUUAAGGUUCUGCCAUCUCCUCACAUGCUCAAGGAUGAUAAUAUCACACCCAUUGAUUACGCUCCUGGAAAGACGAUUAAAGACCAGAAGGAAGGCCGGCCAGACACUCCUAAGGGUGGGCUGCGUCCGUACACGCCAACGGUACCGGCCCAUGUCCCCUUGGUUUCGGCGUUCGAUGAUCUCGCAGCCAUACCGAGCCCUCAUGCGCUGCGGAAAUCGGGAGUGUACGGGACAUUGGACUUUGCUCCACCCGUGCGAUUUAAGAAUAACGAGACGGGCAGUGACGCUGGCAGCAUCCGCAGCAACCGAACCGGCAUCUCGGCUACUCACCUUCACAACAUCCGCACUGGUGCGUAUCGGGUCAGUCGUCUCCCAGCAGACACUGUGGGUACAAAAGAUGAUAUCGCAUCCAGCCUGCGUCCCAAGUGGGAUAUACGCUAG
This is a messenger RNA of Rasamsonia emersonii CBS 393.64, 2169 nucleotides long. RefSeq lists its product as uncharacterized. The transcript has 3 exons. The coding region runs from base 1 to 2169 and encodes 722 amino acids. The record is from RefSeq and is a predicted model, not a curated record. NCBI's taxonomy places the organism in Eukaryota, Fungi, Ascomycota, Eurotiomycetes, Eurotiales, Trichocomaceae.